Hordeum vulgare subsp. vulgare (domesticated barley) is the source of this 1470-nucleotide messenger RNA. RefSeq names its product MYG1 protein C694.04c. NCBI's taxonomy places the organism in Eukaryota, Viridiplantae, Streptophyta, Magnoliopsida, Poales, Poaceae. Bases 50 to 1204 code for a protein of 384 amino acids. The record is from RefSeq and is a predicted model, not a curated record. The transcript has 7 exons. Gene Ontology annotation, cellular component: nucleus; cytoplasm.
UCCACACAACCCCGAAACCACCGCAGCCCAACCGUCGGCACGACCUAUAAUGCUCGCCGCCUGCGCCUGGAGGCUGUCCCAGCGAGCCGUCACGUUCCUUCCCCGCGUGCGACCCCAAAUCCUAAACCCUUUCCCCAUGGCCGCCGCCGCCGGCGCCGCCUCGCCCAAGCGCCUGAGGGUAUACUCGUCCGCCGCCGGCGACGCCGACCCCUCCAACGGCGCGGGGAACGGCAGGCGCGUGGGGACCCACAACGGCAGCUUCCACUGCGACGAGGCGCUCGGCUGCUUCCUCAUCCGCCUCACCUCCCAGUUCGCGGGCGCCGACGUCGUCCGCACCCGCGACUCCCAGAUCCUUGAUUCGCUGGAGGCCGUGCUUGACGUUGGUGGUGUCUAUGAUCCCAGCCGUCAUCGCUAUGAUCAUCACCAGAAGGGCUUCAACGAGGUCUUUGGAUAUGGCUUUAACACGAAACUUAGCAGUGCUGGGCUUGUUUACAAGCAUUUUGGUAAGGAGAUAAUUGCGAAGGAGCUUCAGCUUAAUGAGGACCAUGAAGAUGUUCACCGCGUGUAUCUUGCCAUAUACAAAAGCUUUGUUGAGGCACUUGAUGCAAUCGAUAAUGGAAUCAAUCAAUAUGACACGGAGCAAACCCCCAAGUAUGUGAACAAUACACACUUGUCUUCACGUGUUGGGCGCCUUAAUCCAGAUUGGACUGAUCCAGAUCAAUCACCUGAGAAGGAAAAUGCCGCGUUUCAACAGGCAAUGGCUCUUGCCGGAAGUGAGUUUAUGGAGAGUGUCCGCUUUCAUGUUAAGUCGUGGCUACCUGCAAGAUCUAUUGUCAUGGAGUGUUUGCUGUCAAGAGGAAAUGUUGAUCCAAGUGGAGAAAUCAUGGUUUUAGAUAGAUUCUGCCCGUGGAAACUUCAUCUAUUUGAGCUAGAGCAGGAGCUGAAGACUGAUCCCCUGACCAAGUAUGUGCUGUAUGAGGAUGAGAGGAGCAAAGGCUGGCGAGUGCAAGCCGUCUCUGUUGCACCCGACAGAUUCGAGAGCCGAAAGGCUCUCCCAGAGAAGUGGAGGGGCAUGAGAGAUGAUGAACUGUCCAAGGAAACCGGCAUCCCUGGCUGUGUGUUCAUCCAUAUGAGUGGAUUCAUUGGUGGGAACAAGACCUACGAGGGAGCCUUGGAAAUGGCCAGAGCUGCCCUCAAAUGCUAAUUCAACCGAAGCAACAAGCAGUAAAACAGUCUCACCGUGUUAUGAUUGAGUUUCAGUGCAGCGAAUUUACCAUUGACAUGUCGGCAUUUGACUAUGUAUGCUCCUUGGCGUAAAACAUCCACCUGAUAGCAGAGAUUGGUUAUCUUAUCCGUACGAGGCUGAACGAACAAGUAGAGUUAUAUCUUUUGAUUAAAGAGAAGACGGCUGAACGAACAAGUAGAGUUAUAUCUUUUGAUUAAAGAAAAGACGAUGAAACUCAUUAGUUU